CAACGGCCUUGGCAGCUUUCUCCUUUCCCUUUUAUGCUUGACGUGUAUGCAUAUCUUCUUCUUUAACAAUUUUUUUUUUUGUUACCAAACUUGAAUUUUUGUUAGAUUACUUCUGUCUUUGUGUUGGUGGGUUGUUUUCUGAGAAAGACAGAUAGAGAGAGUCUGUGAGAAAGAGGAAAUUGUGAAUGCAGGGUUUCAUAGUUUAUGGUUACAUGUUUUUCUGUUACUCGGUUCCUUAAAACACUUAAGUUUCUUGAUAGUGUAAGAAAUGAUAGAUGGUUGAGGCUGUUUGAGAGAUAACAAUGGGAAAGCAAGGGACCUCCAGGAAUCAGCGCCCCGAGUCACAGAAUGAGGGGAUGCCAUUAGGAACGAAAGAUUAUCAGAUUAGAUGUUCAGAAAACUUUUGUGGGAAUAAUCCUUCUAUUGGUAGGAGGCUUUCAGGAGAAGAUGUGAACUCAAGUUUGAAAAAUGUAUCAUUUCAUGGAUUGAAACAUGAUUUUUCCAAAUUGAGUGCUUCUAAGGGAUCCUAUGGGGGCAAACGGAAUUUUUGGCUUCAAAAGCAUGUGAGAUCGAUUUUGUUUAUGAUUGGGGUGAUUGCUUUUGUUUUUUUGGUUGAUUCUUUAACAGUAUCUCUAGUCAAUUUGAUUAUUCGCGGGAACAGUCCACCUCCCAGAAAAUCAAGUAGUAUCAAGGUUGAUAUUGGUCCCAAUGUUCACAAAGAAAAAUCACCAAUCCAGAUGUAUGAUCGCCUUGUGCAUUUGGCCUCUAAUUAUCUUGCGGAGAUUGAGUUUAAACCAGAGAAAUCAAGCUUGUGGAAGGAGCCAUAUCUUCAGGCCUCUGCAUGGGUACCCUGUGCAGAUGGAAAGGUUGGAUCAGAUUUAGGGAAGUUUGGUAAGACUAACGGCUACAUAGUAGUCAGUGCAAAUGGUGGUCUAAAUCAACAACGAGUUGCUAUCUGCAAUGCUGUUGCACUGACCUCUCUUCUUAAUGCAAGUCUAGUAAUUCCAAGAUUUCUUUACAGCAAUGUAUGGAAGGAUCCAAGCCAGUUUGGUGACAUAUACCAAGAAGACUACUUCAUAAAUACUCUUAAAGAUGAUGUACAUAUUGUCAAGGAACUCCCUUCUUACUUAAAGUCUGUUGAUCUAGAGGCAAUUGGUAGUCAAAUCACUGAUGAAGACAUUGCAAAAGAGGCAAAGCCCACUGAUUAUAUUAGAACCGUUCUCCCUCUCCUUUUGCAGAAUGGAGUUGUUCACUUCCUUGGCUUUGGAAAUCGACUUGGCUUUGAUCCCAUACCUUUUAACCUUCAGAAAUUAAGAUGUAAAUGCAACUUCCAUGCUCUGAAGUUUGUACAUAAAAUUCAACAAGUUGGUUCUAUAUUGGUCAAAAGAGUACGAAAAUAUGAUGCUGCCAAAAGUAUGCUGGAUAAACAAUUGCUUGGAAACUUCAUAGACUAUGUGCCGUCCAAAGAAGACAAAGUUUUUGUGGGUCCAACGAAGUAUCUUGCUUUACAUUUGAGAUUUGAAGUGGAUAUGGUUGCAUACUCCCUCUGUGACUUUGGAGGUGGAGAAGAUGAGAAGAAGGAGCUUCAAGUAUACAGAGAGAUCCAUUUUCCUCUACUGAUUGAGCGUUUGAAGAAGUCAAAGGCAAUUUCUUCCACAGAGUUGAGAAUAUCAGGGAGAUGCCCGCUGACACCAGAAGAAGCAGGACUUGUUCUAGCCGGCCUCGGAUUCAAACAUAGAACUUAUAUUUAUUUGGCUGGAUCUCAAAUAUAUGGUGGAAAUUCCCGAAUGCGGACCUUUACCGACCUCUAUCCUAAUUUAGUCACAAAGGAAACACUUCUUACACCCAGUGAACUUGAACCAUUUCAAAACUUCUCUUCUCAGCGUUGGAUUUUAUUGCCUGCGCAAGUGCUGAUGUCUUUGCCAUGACCGAUUCUGGAAGCCAACUAUCGUCUCUGGUAUCAGGAUUUCGCACUUACUUUGGAGGUGGCAAAGCUCCUACUUUAAGACCAAACAAGAAAAGGUUAGCAGCAAUCUUGUCCGAGAAUAAGACCAUAGGCUGGAAUACUUUUGAAGAAAGAGUUAGAAAGAUGAUUGAGGAAGGUCAACGAGUCCAGACCAGAGGCUUUGGUCGAAGCAUCUAUCGUCAACCAAGGUGCCCAGAAUGCAUGUGUAAAAGAUCCCAGUAGUGUAAAGAGUAUAAAUAAUUCUUAGUUGCCUUGGAUGGAAAUUGACAUGUAUCUUUUACCUUCGCCUCCGGUAAUAUUCAAAUUCAUUUUUUCAUUCUUA
Messenger RNA from Cucumis sativus (cucumber), 2288 nucleotides. Its product is annotated as O-fucosyltransferase 8. NCBI's taxonomy places the organism in Eukaryota, Viridiplantae, Streptophyta, Magnoliopsida, Cucurbitales, Cucurbitaceae. Bases 303 to 1928 code for a protein of 541 amino acids. The record is from RefSeq and is a predicted model, not a curated record. The transcript is spliced from 10 exons.